AUGGACGACGGAAUGCAAAAAAAAAAAAAGCAGUGCAGUGUGACCUGUGGUGCUGGGAUCAAAGUGCGAGUGGUGCAUUGUCGCAGUGUGCGUGGCGACGUUUUGGACUCGGCGUUUUGCGAUCCGCAGUCUGAGCCGUCCAUGGUUGCCGAAUGUCUGUUGUCGCCGUGUCCGGACGACGUGUUCCGCAACGACGUUUUCGGCGUGACGAAGCCGCAAGUGCCUCAUUUGCCAAAUUACCGCACCAACAGCCUCGGCAACUCUGUCUACAACUCCGUCCAUGGCGAUGACGAUGACAGCAUCGACAUCGUGAGUAUAGAAACCAAGCCCAUCCACGGCUACGACCAGCACAGACCACGGCUGAACAAGCCGUCGCCCAACUACGACACGACGUCGUCGAAACCAUCGCCGCUGAACCCGCACCCUCAUUCCUCGGAACCCAAUAACAAGGGCCAUCAGAAGCCCAUCUACUUCCUGCCACCCCGGUACUCGCCCGUCGGCAACAAAUACACGGGCGACGAGAAUUCAGUGGGCGAACCCGGCGAGGACGAUAGGUUCGACGACCGGAAGUCCGGUAAAGCAGAGGACCACGAGAUUCUCGCUGAAGGCGGGGCUCACUGGGUUCUUGGGCCCUGGGGUCGGUGUUCAUCUAGCUGUGGUGGAGGAUCCGAGCGCAGGAUGGUGAGCUGCAAGUCGAAGAACGCAGGAAGGAUCCUUCCGGACCACAAAUGCUACGGAGUGGAUCCCCCCGUUGUGACCCGGGCCUGCGGGCUCGACUCGUGUCCAGAUUGGAAGACCGGGAACUGGUCCGAGUGCUCUGUCACUUGCGGUCAAGGCUAUGAGGUGCGAAAAGUUGCCUGCAUGUUGAUGGAGCGGGAAGAAGUGGAUUCGUCCAAGUGCUCCAAGUCGAGGCCGACGAACCAGAGGACUUGCAAAAUGCCGCCAUGUCUUUAUUCUGGACAGCAAAUCGUGCACACUGAGCAUGAGCCAAAUAAGGCGGAUUCGCACCAAUGGAUCACUGGAUCCUGGGGCGAGUGCUCCAACACUUGUGGUGGAGGAAUGAAGCUGAGGCAGGUGGUUUGUCAGGAUGAGGAAGGCAGAAGCAGUGAGAAGUGCAAUUUGCAGACCAAACCCAGGGAAACCUUGCACUGCAAUAGUGAUCCAUGCCCUGCUUGGAAUUUUGGAGAUUGGGGAUCAUGCAAUAACACCUGCAAUGGUGGCUACCAAAUGAGACAAGUGCAAUGCCAAAAUCAUUUGGGGAUGCAUUUACCAGACCACAACUGUGAUCUUCUGCACAGACCAAAGCCCAUGCAGACAUGCAAUAUUCAUGCCUGUCCUGAUGAAAACACUGCAGCCUUGAACUAUGAGUGGAGAAACAGUUCUUGGGGGAAGUGCAGCAGGACCUGCAACAGAGGGGUUAAGACGAGGAUGGUGUAUUGUGUGGAAAAACGGAACCCUUCAGUUGUGGUUCCGGACCAAAUGUGCUCCAGCCACAAGAAACCAAAGACAGUUCGAGGUUGUGCUAAAAAGCCUUGUCCGUAUUCCUGGGAAGUCUCAGAAUGGUCAGAAUGCAGUCACACUUGUGGUCCCGGAAUCCAGUAUCGCACUGUGAAGUGCCACCGGGUGAACCACUAUGGUUGGGUCGACCCUGAUCCCGUCAACCGUGGUUGCAAUGACACCUUCAGGCCCAGAAAUGUUCAAGACUGCAAUUUGAGUGAUUGCAACGCAGCUUACCAUUGGGUUACCACUGAGUGGAAGGAGUGCUCUGAAAAAUGUGGACACAGAGCGAAACAACGAAGAAGGGUCCGAUGCGUGGACAGGGCCGGAAACAAAAAGCCCAAGAUUUUUUGCGAAAGGUCCAGACGACCGUCCAGAAAACGACCAUGUAAUCGACGACCAUGCGGGUAUUACAGUUGUUCGGAAGUGAAACGCUUGCAGAACGUGACGAUGGAUGGUGAUCAGAUUUUGACUGUUGGCGGUCGUAAUGCUACUUUCUAUUGCUAUGGCAUGAGUACCGACAGUCCAGCUGAGUACUUGACGCUGAUCACCGGUGAACGGGAAAAUUAUGCAGAAAUUUACAACAAAAGAUUAAUUCAGCCGGAAACUUGUCCUGAUGGCGGGAAUCGACGUGAAAAUUGCGCUUGUUUCGAAGAAGACGACAAAAAGCAGCGUGCUGGGUUGACUGUGUUCUCUCGCAUUCGUGUAAACGUCACUUCUCUUCGAGUCAACACGCACGAUUUCGUGUUCACGAGGCAGUUCAGUGGAGAAAGAAUACCACUGGGGGAAGCAGGGGAUUGCUAUUCGUCUGCCAAUUGUCCACAAGGAAGGUUCAGCAUAAAUUUGGCAGGCACGGGGUUCCGAGUGGCACCGCAUACAUCCUGGGUUGGUCGAGGCAACCGGGCCUCGCACUGGAUCAACCGCCUCGAGAGGAUUGGACCACCAGAAGAUCCAGGGCAGGUGUGGCGGGUAUUGCGGGACUUGCAGCCCGGACCUGCAGACCGGGCUGAAGCUGGACGUGAUGCCGCCUUGACGACCGCGUCGAUCGCCGACGUUCACUCAUCGACACCCCCGUCGCCGUCGUCGUCGUCGUCGUCGUCGUCCUCCGCAAAAAUGCUGAGAGUUUCGGCGAUUUCAAAGGUGCUGGAAAUGCUUUACGGGGAACUAAGCAUGGAAGAAGAAGAAAUGAAGGCGGGGAAAAAUGAGGAAGGCAGACGGGAAAGAGUCGUCAGGAAAACCAGAGAGCUGUACAUAAAUAUGCUUGGCCACGUCGCUCACCCAGCUUUUCCCUCAGAAUUCUUGAAAUCAACGUGGCAUUAA
Messenger RNA from Notodromas monacha, 2817 nucleotides. The record is from the annotation of a GenBank genome assembly. NCBI's taxonomy places the organism in Eukaryota, Metazoa, Arthropoda, Ostracoda, Podocopida, Cyprididae.